AUGAGCGACACACGCAAGGCAGCCCACCACGGCGAGGACAAGUGGGACGGCGACGACUACCUGAACCAGGAGGGCAUGCUCGAGGCCUCGGAAGCGAACACGCGCAACGUGCUUGCCGGCCUGAAAGCGGCGGGAUUCCCAGAGGACAAGCUGAAGAGCCUCAACUGUCUCGAGAUCGGCUCGGGACCUGGGGCCGUGACGCGCCACCUGCUGCCCCUCUUCGGCAGCGUGCACAGCAUCGACACGUCGCCCUCGAUGCUGAAGACGCUCUCAAAGCAGUCCUUCGCGCAGAGCGACAACCUGACCUGGUCCCUCCACGCGCUUGGCGCCGACACGGCUGCGGCGUUCAAGACGGCCCUCCCCUCGCCCAAGAAUGGCGAGGACAGCAGCGCGACCCCGCCAAGGGACCAGUUUGACGUGGCCAUCUCGACGCUGACGGUUCACCACGUCGACGACACGAAGAGCUUCUUCGCCGGCGCCAAGGCGCUCCUCAAGCCUGGCGGCGUGCUUGUCAUUUGCGAGUUUACCAAGGAUGCGGAAGGUAACGACGUCCUCGCGGCUCUGAGGGAGAAGUAUCCCGAGAUGGCCCAUGGACAUGCUGGUUCGGGACAGCACGACCAUGGCCACGACCACAAGAAGGAGACAAAGGGCCACGAGAUGCACGAGGGUAAGCAUGGCGGCGACUCUCAGUCCAAGGGCCACAUCCACGACCGCGGACACGCCCACGCCCACGGACACGCGCAUCACGACGACAAGGUCCAGAGCGUCAAUGCGCCUGGUCACUUCCACCCUUCCUUUGAGAUUGGAGACAUUAGGAAGAUGCUCCAGGAGGCUGGGUUUACGGACAUUGAGGGCGGAAACGGCGAGCCCGUCGUCAUCCCCAAGUUCAAGGAGGCCAUUCCGUGCAUUUGGGUGUUCGCGCGCAAGCCCGGAGAGGGUUGGAAGGGCGACUAA
Molecule: messenger RNA, 954 nt
Organism: Trichosporon asahii var. asahii CBS 2479
Lineage: Eukaryota; Fungi; Basidiomycota; Tremellomycetes; Trichosporonales; Trichosporonaceae
Product: Methyltransferase type 11
Exons: 2
Coding region: 1-954 (317 amino acids)
Source: RefSeq, a predicted model, not a curated record